Messenger RNA from Stylonychia lemnae, 2256 nucleotides. The record is from the annotation of a GenBank genome assembly. Lineage: Eukaryota; Ciliophora; Spirotrichea; Sporadotrichida; Oxytrichidae.
AUGGAAGAGGAUAUACAAGGGUAUAUCAAUAGCAUUAAUCUCAUUAAAAAAGAGUUUGAGCUAUGUAAAAUGCAGAUUAACCUAAAAAAAGCUUAGAAAUAAAAGAUUAUCUUGUUUUUAAAAGACGAAGAAUAAAAGCAGUUCAAUAGUGCCAACUUAUAUCAAGUAUAUUAGGGUGAAUGGCAAAAGUAAACUCAUUAAAGAUGUGAGUUCCACAGAUCAAGGCCACUAUAGUUAUAUUGCUGGACUGAUUUGAAAUCAAUAUGCGAGAAAUGCUUGAUUGAAGAGCAUAUCAAUCAUAAUGAUUUCCUAGAUAAUUCACCAAACAUUAUGAAAUAAAAGAUUAGAGAGAUAGACAAAGUCUAUAUAUAAACAGUGCUGCUCUAAUAGCAGCCUUUGACAUUGUAUUCAAAGCAUUUAAGUGCAUUUUAAAGAAUGAUCGUAAUGGACUGCUAAUUAGACUCACUUUAGUAUCAAAUAUACAAUCAUCCUGCUAAUGACUAUUUAUUUGAGCUACAUAAUUACUACUAAAAAUUGAGAGAAUUUGAGACAAAUUUCAAUCAGUGUAAAAGUAUUUGCUUAACACGAAAAGAAGAGAUCAAUCUAGAACUCAUGAGAUGGAUAGAUUUUGAUAGUGAUGAACCUAGUGAUAUCUCAGCUGAUAUUUUUUUUGACGAUCAAUUUCUUAAUGAGAUAGAAGGAUCUAAAUAGGAACCAUUAUAUUUAGGAGAAAAAUUGAGAGUUCAGAUAAAUGAGUACAUGCAUUCUAAGGAAUUUUUCGAACAUAGACCGAUUGCCUAGGCUGAUGGGCAGCUUACUUAUUAUAAUUUCUCAAAGAUUGAAGAAAUUUUGACAUAUUGCUAGUAAACAAUAGCCGAAAGUGAACCAUCAUCCUUUUAAAAUUCAAAAGAAGAGAAAAUAGCUUAAAUACAACUUCUUCAUGAUAAAGCUCAUGAAUAUAAGAUAAAGCAUGCUGAUGCUUGGAAAUCAGAGGAAGAUUCUAAAAAACGACAUAUUAGACUCUAAAAUCUUGUGGAAUUAUUCAAAAUAUGUGAGCUACUCAAAGAUGUGGUCGAGAAUUAAACAUAACUUCCUUUGGAGAGAGAAGAGGCAAAAAGAUAGGAAAGAGAAAUAGAAUAACUUGAAAGAAAUGGAAGAUUUUACUAAAUAGGAGAUGAUAAUGAUAAUAACUCUGACAUCAGCUUACAGUAUUCUUCCUCAGGUAAAAAGAAGAAAAAUAAAAAUAAAAAUAUUGGGCAGACUAACUAAAUAGUAAAGAAUGAAGAUUUUGAAAAACUUAAAAUUGAAGCCUAUAGAUUACAUACACAAGUUGGAAAUGACUAAAAGCCUUACAUUCCAAAAUAAGAGAGUGAAAACAAAAUCAUCAAAUUCAAUAAGGGUUUUAGGAUCCAAAGAACUCUAUAUAAUGAAACAUUUGAAGUCAUUUAUUUCAUGGCUGAAAUUGAAGGAUUCCUCAUAACAGGACAUUCAAAAGGAAUAUUGAUGAUUUGGGAUCAUACAAUUGGGGAAAGAGUUAUUAAGUAUGAAUGUAAUGUGAAAGACCCAGUAACUUCUAUAGUAUACAUGAAGAGUAGCAUUAUCUGGAUUUCCCUGAUGAAUGGUGAUAUGAUCCUCCUAAGAGUUAAUGGACUAGCUUUAACUUUAGAUUAAAUGAAUUAGGUGAAGAUUUAAGAGCCAGCCAAGAAGAUAUACAGUCUCACUAAGCUUGGUGAUGGUAGAGUUUGUGUAUCACAAGACAAAGGUUUUACAGUCUGGUAGUUGAACUUUAUUUAAAAACAAACAACCAGUUAGUUAUCAAUGCAAGAGCAAAUAAAAAUGUAAUAGCAGAGCAAACAAAUUUUGCUUGAGGAUUUCACAGUCUCUUAGAUCCUAGAAUACGAUGUAAAUCAAGUCAUUGUUUCAACCAUGUCUUGCAUUUAUUUCUUGAUUUCCCUAAAGACUGGAUAGGUUAUCCACAAGAUUUAGGGGUUAGGAAAGUAUUGCUUAGACUUGAUAAGGGUACCUCACUAUGAGUAGAUGGGGGUAAAGAAUAUUUAUUGUGGAGUUGAAAAUGAAUUCUAUAUCUUGAUAGAUGUAGAAAAUGAGAAGAUUAGAAGACUCUAGUCUGAAGGUGCUGAAAAUCAAAGUCCAUGGUACACAGGAGCACUGUUCCUGAGAAACAAGACUGAUUGCAUGGUAGUCGCUGAGGAGAAAAAGAGAUCAAUAAGAAGCUUUGUUGUAAAUAAUCUCUAUUGA